Messenger RNA from Ramularia collo-cygni, 2430 nucleotides. RefSeq names its product related to 20S cyclosome subunit (BimA/Nuc2/Cdc27). Bases 1 to 2430 code for a protein of 809 amino acids. Gene Ontology annotation, molecular function: protein binding. The record is from RefSeq and is a predicted model, not a curated record. Gene Ontology annotation, biological process: cell division. NCBI's taxonomy places the organism in Eukaryota, Fungi, Ascomycota, Dothideomycetes, Mycosphaerellales, Mycosphaerellaceae. The transcript has 2 exons.
AUGUCGCCCGCCUCAGGAAUAGCGGCAUCGCAGCUGCGACAGCUGAUUUUCUACCACUUGGAUAAUGACAUGGUCGACAACGCCAAUUUUCUCGCGCAGCGCCUAUUUGCUGCAGAACCGCGCAACCCGGACUCUUCACACUUACUCGCUCUCACCUACUUUCGACUCCGUCGCUUCCGAGCUGCCUUUGAUUUCAGUCAAAAGUACGGCGCGAACGGACGCCACCUAGGAUGCGCCUACAUCUUUGCUCAGUCGUGCCUGGAGCUGGAGCAAAACAUGGAGGGCGUGACUGCGUUGGAAAAAUCCAAGAGCGCGUGGGCAGGGAAGAAUGACUGGAAGCAGCAUUCGGGGAGCUCCAGGAGGCACAUACCAGACGCGGCUGCAGUCUUGACGCUGCUGGCGAAGCUAUGGCGUGCGCAUGGAGAUUUCAACAAGGCUGGGGAUUACUACAUUGAGGCCCAUAAGUUGAACCCGUUCGUUUGGGAUGCUUUCGAGGGCUUGUGCAAGAUCGGCGCGGAUCUGAAGGUGGAGAACAUGUUCAAAUCGACGGCUGAUAUGCCUGGUGCUGCAGAGGCAGGUUCUGGAGAGACUCAGAUCUACGUGGAUGAGGACUCACGGCAACCGCUUUCGCACGUUAAUCUUGGGCCCCACGCGCAGAAUGUAUUGACGACAAUGGACGACCCGUUCACUUCUUCAAUCACCGGGGGGUUGGAGGAACAGGAUUUGCUGAACCCCAGAGUUCGGAGCAGACCGGCGCUUGGCCUUGCACUGAAGCAGGGUCGUUCUGAUUGGGAUACUCCGACCACUGUCGGUGGUUUGAAUGAUGAUGAUGUCGCAAUGGGAGGGAUUUCCGCGGAGAACGAUGAUACAUUUCACGAAAUGGCGGCGCCUGCUGCACCUUCGAGGAGGGAGAGAAAAGGCCCGUAUGAUAUGUCAGAUCGACCAAAGCAGCCUCCCAUUCGCGGGCAGUCAGCCUCCGAGGGUAUCUCGGACGAUGCGCUUCAAGCUGCUCCAAGGAAACCUACGCUCGGCGGCCAGAAGAGAAACAUAUCCGGUGCGACCUCCCAGCCAGCAGUGGACUCCUCCCAGCCUCGUAGAAGUAAUAGGCUAUUCACCCAGACGACAGCUUCAUCAAAGACGACCCGUUCCACCAUGGAUACGGCUGCGUCAAUAGCAGGACGAGCUGAUAGACCCGCUCGACAAGCCAAGCCGGCAACAGGAACCAGGGGUAGGACGGGUGCGGUCGUGGGACGGGUGGUCAGUGGAAACAGGAAAGUCUUGCCUCCCGACGAGAAGGAGAAGGAGAAGCGUGCUGGGACUCGAAACAAUGAAAAGAUUCCGUCCGUUCCCUCGGUCACAUCAGCCAUUCUACAAAAGUCACAGCCUGGACGUCCGUCACAGAGCGACAUCCUCGCAGAGCAGCAUGCCAUGUCUGCUCUCCUGGACAACUUUCGCAACUUGGCAGUAGCAUACAACGCCUCAUCCAAGUUCUCWCUACCCGACGCCAUAGCGGUCUUCCGCGCUUUACCCGCGACUCAACGAGAAACUCCCUGGGUCCUUGCCCAGCUGGGAAAAGCUCAUUAUGAAGCAGGCGAUUACCGCGCGAGCGAAGAAUGUUUCGCACGCCUUCUGAAACUAGUCCCGAGCCGAGUUGAUGAUAUGGAAAUCUACAGCACCGUCUUGUGGCACCUUAAAAAGGAAAGCACUCUGACAUUUCUCUGUCGAAGUUUGCAAGAUUCCCACUUCGAUGCUCCACAAACUUGGGUCGCGGUCGGCAAUGCCUUCAGUCUUGCCCGUGAACAUGAUCAGGCCAUUGCGGCGUUCAAGCGAGCGACACAGAUAGAUCCCAAGUUCGGCUACACGUGGACAUUGAUGGGCCAUGAGCACAUCGCCAACGAGGCCUAUGAUUCCGCGCUUGCGAGUUUCAGGCACAGCGUCUCGGUCGAUCGACGAGCGUAUUCUGGGUGGUAUGGGUUGGGCAAGGCGUACCAAUGCAUGGGCAAGUUGGAGGACGCGGAGAAACAUUACCGGAUUGCUUCCAACAUCAAUCCGUCCAAUUCCACAUUGCUGGUCUGUAUUGGCGUGGUACUCGAGCGGUUGCGCAACAAGAAAGGAGCGCUGGCAAAUUAUACCAAGGCGUUGGAGUUGGCGCCUGACAGUGCCCUAGCGAGGUUCAAGAAGGCCAGGGUCCUGAUGCACAUGAAAUAUUACGAUGAUGCGCUGGGAGAACUUGAGAUCUUGAAGAAUCAGGCGCCUGAUGAGGCCAAUGUGCACUUUUUGCUUGGAAAGUGCUUCAAGGGAUUGGGUGAGCGGGGAGAGGCGUUGAGGGCGUUCACUGAGGCCCUUAAUCUGGACACCAAGGCAGCGCCGUUCAUCAAGGAAGCUAUGGAAGCACUCGACGAGGAGGACGAGGAAAGCGAUGAUGACUGA